AUGUGGCCAUGCUGUGGGGCCGGGUCUGGCGCCGCGCUGCCCGCGCCUCUCGCCGCCGCCGCGGGUGCUCGCGGCGAGGAGGCUGGCCACCAGCUCGCUGGUGCUGUCUGCCCGCAAAUUCACAGACAAGCAUGAAUGGAUAUCUGUUGAAAAUGGCAUUGGAACAGUAGGAAUCAGCAAUUUUGCACAGGAGGCAUUAGGAGAUGUUGUUUACUGUAGUCUUCCAGAAAUUGGGACAAAAUUGAGUAAACACGAUGAGUUUGGAGCUUUGGAAAGUGUGAAAGCUGCUAGUGAACUCUACUCUCCUCUCUCAGGAGAAGUGACUGCAAUUAACGAUGCCCUUGCAGAUAAUCCAGGGCUUGUCAAUAAAUCCUGUUACCAAGAUGGUUGGCUUAUCAAGAUGACUGUGGAAAACCCUGCUGAACUUGAUGAACUGAUGAAUGAAGAUGCCUAUGAGAAGUCAUCAUGGACUGGCCAGAGGGCAAAGAUUUUGGGAUGUCACCAGAGGAGGAGGUGAUGCGUGCUGAAGAGG
This is a messenger RNA of Neopsephotus bourkii (Bourke's parrot), 532 nucleotides long. RefSeq names its product glycine cleavage system H protein, mitochondrial-like. Gene Ontology annotation, biological process: glycine decarboxylation via glycine cleavage system; protein lipoylation. The annotation marks the transcript as partial. The transcript has a single exon. Gene Ontology annotation, cellular component: mitochondrion; cytoplasm; glycine cleavage complex. NCBI's taxonomy places the organism in Eukaryota, Metazoa, Chordata, Aves, Psittaciformes, Psittacidae. The record is from RefSeq and is a predicted model, not a curated record.